AUGGACCAACCGUUUAGCAAACGUCGUCGCACUGAUGCAGCCACUGCGCUAUCAAAGCCAUUCAAGUCUCCAUUACGCAGGCCUGCGCCCACAACCACUGAUGACGUACCAUCUACAACUGCCGCACCUAAUACCCCCAAAGAGAUGCAAGUCCCAGCGAGUACUACCAUACCUGUAGAAUCUCGCCUGAUCUCGGACUCAUCCAACCCAACAACAACUCCAGUGCUGCCCAAGCGCAAACGCAGGCUCUACUUCCCAGUCCCAAUCGAGCGUCCCGACCCAGAGGUACUGGAACUGGAAAAGCAGCAACGAGGCCUGCAGUCACAAGUUGACUCACUUCGUACCAAGCUCGAAACAGCAACUCAGGCCUUGAAUCUCGAGUCCUCGACCAAAGACAUCGAACUACAAGCCCUCAUCACCAAAUGGCGUCUUGUCAGCCAAGAAGCAGCUGAUGAGGUGUUUACUGGCGCUAAAGAGAGAGUUUCUCGCAUGGGAGGACUGGCGGCUUGGAAAGAGCGCUCGAAGCGCGAUGCGACUCGGUGGGACUUUGAUGAAGAGGAGCAUGAGCGGGAGCAUGUUGAUGAGGAUGAAGGGGAGAUUGAUUAUUCCCAUGUAGAAGAUGCUAUUGAUGACCUACAAAACGGGAAGAAUCUUACCAAGGAAGAAUUGGGGGAUGGUCAAGAUGAGGUAGGUGCUGUGAGGCUGCUGGGGUUCUGGUUACUGAUCUUGCUUAGGAGUUCACGAUGGAGUUUAUGCUUAAGAGUCUGCAUGUUGAUCCUAAAUUGA
Molecule: messenger RNA, 786 nt
Organism: Penicillium paradoxum
Lineage: Eukaryota; Fungi; Ascomycota; Eurotiomycetes; Eurotiales; Aspergillaceae
Product: putative DNA repair protein Dds20/Mei5
Exons: 1
Coding region: 1-786 (261 amino acids)
Biological process (GO): DNA recombination
Source: RefSeq, a predicted model, not a curated record